GGGAUUUGCUCCGGCCACCUGUUUCUCCCUCCAGAAAAAAUAAAUAUUUAUUUCAUUUUCUUAAAAAUCUCAAAUUAAAAGUGAUAAAUAAAUGGCAUUUAAAUCAGUUUAAGACACUGGUCUCCCUGGGACACUGUUCCACCAACUUUGACAUAAAAUAAACAAAGAAUGGGUGUGAUUUGUUAUCAUUAAAAAAAAUAAAGCUAAAGAACUUGUCAUCCAAUUUUGUAAUUCGACGAUGCAAUUGAAUCUCCCCUUCGUCCAAUUGACGCGGAACAAUGUGCUCGACAAUGUCGCCGUGUCGGAAUGUAAAACGGUCAAAAUUUCGGGAUGUUUUCUCUGCGGGAUAAAACCGCUGGCAGAUUUUCGGUCACUGCCAGAAAAUGUCACCCGGCAGGAAAAAGCGGCCUUGUUUCGUGACCUCUUAAUUAAUCCAACCAUCAGUAAAAAUACGUCGCCGUCAAGUUACAACCAAUUCAUGUCCACCACGGAAUCCUGUUCGGAUUGCUUAUCACUCAUUAAAGAAGUUUGCGCCCUGCGGCAAGAAAUCGUCAGCUUGGAGAAAGAGUUGGAAAACAGGUUGGAAGAAUCUAGGCGAAAAUAUUUAAAUGGAUGUGAAAUAGUCGCUAAUAGUUUGACAGUUGGGCGUAUCAAACUUCACGCAGUCGGGCAAGACCCCUCGUCAACUUUGACCAAAUUAUCUAUUCCAGCGAGAGAAUUUUCACCUAGGCAAAUGUCGCCAGACGUCGAGGACGACGAAAGCAUAGGUCCCGAAGAAGAUAUGUCUUCAGAAUUUGAUGAAGAAGAGGAAUAUACGCCCCCAAACGGCAAACCAACUGGAAGAACAAUGCAGUCGAAAAAUGAGCAUUCUACUAACGCAACCAUAAACCCUUCUGCGAACACCAAGAGCUUGAUAUGCUCCAACUGUGGCAUAACUUUUUCUUGUAGGGACACCGUUAGGCGACAUAAAGGACGACAACUUUGCAUAAACACCAGAAAGAGAAAAAACAAUGAAGGGCUCUUCUCAUGUUCAAAAUGUUGCCAACUAUUCCGCACCAGGAGACGCAAGAUUACACAUGAGAUGCACAUUUGCAAUGUCGUCUACACUCAGGAGCAAGUGGCCCCCUGGACGCUAUACACGUGUCCCUUGUGUGACAAGCAGUUUGUGGCUUUGUACGAUUAUCAACGUCAUUACGGCACCCAUUCCGAAGUGAAGAAAUCAGUCGGUAAUAGUCAGUGUGAAAUACUCGGUGGGCGUAUCAAACUUAACGAAGUCGGACAAUACAACUCGUCAACUUCGGCCGGAUUAUCUACACCAGCAAGAAAAUUGUCACCUGAGCAAAUAUCGCCAGAAAUCGAGGACCACAAAAGCAUAGACCCCGACGAAGAGGAAGAUAUGUCUUCAGAAUUUGAGGAGGAAGGGGAAGAUAAGCCCCCAAAAGGCAAACCAACUGGAAGAACACUGCAGGCGAAUAACGAGCAUUCUAAUAGCUCGACAAUAAACCCUUCUGCGAACACCGAGAGCUUGAUAUGCUCCAACUGUGGCAUGACUUUUUCUUGUGUGACCAGCAUUAGGCGACAUAAAAGACGACAAGUUUGCACAAGAACCAUAAAGAGAAAAAACCAUGGAGGGCCCUUCUCAUGUUCAAAAUGUUUCCAACUAUUCCCCACCUGGAGAUUCAAGAUUAUUCAUGAGAUGCACAUUUGUAAUGUCGUCUACACUCAGGAGCAAGUGGAGCCCUUGAAGCUGUACACGUGUUUCUUGUGUAACAAGCAGUUUGUGGCUUUCUACGAUUAUCAAUGUCAUUACCGCAACCAUUCCGAGGUGAAGGAAUCAGUCGUUCUGGAUCAACUCCCGCGUCGCCAUCGCGAUAACCAUACCCCGGAAAGAAAUCUUAGCUUCGUCGCUGGGAAAUCGGUUGAUUCAGUGCGUCAACAUCAAGAUAAGCUCCUUGAUGAAGAAGAGGAAGAUAUGUCUACAGAAUUUGAUGAAGAGGAGGAAGAUAAGCCUCAAGAAUUUACCCCUAAGCCCCUAAGAAAAGUUAGGCCCAUCACAGAGAAAGAAAUAUCCCCCUAUGAACCACUACUCGGGGGCAAGCUUACAAUCCACCAUUGUUCCUAUUGCACCAGAUGGUUUGUAAAAGAAGACAAUUUAAGGAUGCAUUUGACCACAGACCACGGCUUCGACACGGACAGCGACGAAGUAAUGCACAUUCGUAAAUUGAAGAAGGCUAAGUUUUGUGCAAACGUCAUUAAAAACACCGAAGACAAAACAACGAGGAAGAGGAAACGUCCUGCAAUCACGGAGUAUAAUCCCAACGCCGACUUUUCAAUCAAGCUUGUUGAAAAUUUUCGUGCAAAGUAGACUGAAUUCAAUUUAGUGGAUUGCCCGGCGCGACUGCACACUUCGAUAUCUCUUUCGGCAGUCUAGAUCUUCGGUGAACUUCGAACUCAUAACCACGGUCAUAGUGAGGAGCUUGACCAUGUGGAGGAAAAAAGUGUCAUAUAAAUUCAAAAUGCAUCCACUACAUACUAACUUCAAGCAGCUAAUAUGUAUGAAUGUAAUUCGCCAUAAUUUUUGUAAUUGGGGAGGUUUUGUAAACUUAUUUUAACCAAAUCAUUUAAUUAUUUUCCGCAAUUAUGUAUAUAUAUAACUGUAGAACAACAAUAAAAUUAAUUAAAUUUAAGAAUUUUCUGAAAAGGAAGUAAGUCUACUCGUUAAUUUUCCUGGAGGUAAUCUUAUAUUGUCUAACUCUUAUUAUGAUUGGAUCAAUAAUAUGUGUUUUUUUAAUUAACAAAACUUUUCUACUUGUCUAAUUUAAGUACAUAUGUAUGUAAAUCACAGUCUCACUUUUUCCUGAUUGAUAACUGGUAAUGUAAUUUUACAUUUAAAGAUUCCUCUGUGAAUUAGUACAUAAAAGUGUGAAAAUCAGAGAUGAUGAAUAAAAUGAAACUGGUAAAA
Messenger RNA from Folsomia candida, 2962 nucleotides. RefSeq names its product zinc finger protein 709. The record is from RefSeq and is a predicted model, not a curated record. Gene Ontology annotation, biological process: regulation of transcription by RNA polymerase II. Gene Ontology annotation, molecular function: sequence-specific DNA binding; DNA-binding transcription factor activity, RNA polymerase II-specific. The transcript is spliced from 10 exons. Lineage: Eukaryota; Metazoa; Arthropoda; Collembola; Entomobryomorpha; Isotomidae. The coding region runs from base 239 to 2365 and encodes 708 amino acids. Gene Ontology annotation, cellular component: nucleus.